AAAAAAACGCCAUUCUUCCUCUUCGCUCGUCCCGGAUUUACCAAAUCCUCCUAUUCGAUUCACAGGAGUAAAUCCCGAAUUUAUGGCGCAUCAUUUUAAGAUUUACGGGAGCUCAGGAUUUACGGAGGCGGUUUUUGCCAUUUGGCAGGAUUUAGUCUAAAUCCUGGUAAAACCUGCUGCCAUAGAUUGAAUCCUGUUUAAAUCCUGCCGCAAACAGUCUCCGGGGUUUUCUGUUCCUUCAUCUCUUGACAAGCAUGGCGCUUGAGGAGCUCACUCUGGCAUCUGUACGCACGGAAGUUGAACAACAUGGAAAUUAUGAAGUGGACGAGGAAUAUGACGAAGAAGAAGAUUCCUGGUCAUCGGAGUCGGAGGUGGGCGAUGUGCUGGAUUGGCUAGAUUCAAAAGAGGGCACCGAGUGUCACAGCAUAGGGGGCGCAUCCUUCUCCGUCUCAGUGGCCCGGCGCCCUAAUGCCCGAGAUGGCCUUCUCCCUCGCCCGCUGCAACCUCUUUUCAAUCGCAGUCAGAAGUUCGCUUCUCACAUCCGAGGAAUGGGAGGGUAGAAUGAAUGUGGGCAUGUCAAAUGCAGUAGCAACUGCUACCCGAGACACUGUACGAGACCUUUGAGAUUUUGGGCUGCUAGUGGCUGCUUUUCUAGAGAGCUAAUGAGAAUCUUCCCAGCCUUAGGGGUGUCUCCCAUGGUUCUCAUUGGGGAAGAUUCCCAAGGCUUCUGUCUUUGUGAGUAUUGGAGAGUUUGAGAUGAGAGGUUGAGUGCGAUUGUAUGAGAAGAGAACAUCAAAUAACUUGUAUUGAAAAGAGAGGAUCAUAGUGUAUUAUCUGGACCAAUUA
Molecule: messenger RNA, 846 nt
Organism: Phalaenopsis equestris
Lineage: Eukaryota; Viridiplantae; Streptophyta; Magnoliopsida; Asparagales; Orchidaceae
Exons: 2
Coding region: 255-560 (101 amino acids)
Source: RefSeq, a predicted model, not a curated record